Molecule: messenger RNA, 743 nt
Organism: Eptesicus fuscus (big brown bat)
Lineage: Eukaryota; Metazoa; Chordata; Mammalia; Chiroptera; Vespertilionidae
Gene: GADD45GIP1
Product: GADD45G interacting protein 1
Exons: 2
Coding region: 27-695 (222 amino acids)
Cellular component (GO): nucleus
Source: RefSeq, a predicted model, not a curated record
GCCAGCGAGGACCCCACACAGCCAAGAUGGCGGCGCCCGUGCGGCGUUCUCGCAGCCUGCUCGGGCUGGCGACAACACUGGGCCCAGGCUUCCGUACCUACCGGGCGCCCCCGCCCCCGCGCCGCUCGCCUGGGCCCUGGUGGCCAGAUCCGGAUGAUCUACUGACCCCGCCAUGGCAGCUGGGGCCGCGCUACGCGGCCAAGCAGUUCGCGCGGCACGGCGCAGCCUCCGGGGUGGACCCCGGUUCUCUGUGGCCGUCGCAGGAACAGCUGCGCGAGCUGGAGGCUGAGGAGAGCGAGUGGUACCCGAGCCUGGCGGCCAUGCAAGAGUCAUUGCGGGUGCGGCAGCUGGCCGAGGAGCAGAAGCGUAAGGCCAGGGAGCAGCUCAUUGCAGAGAGAAUGGCCAAGAUGCCACAGAUGAUUGAGAACUGGCGGCGGCAGCAGCAGGAGCGCAGGGAGAAGGAGAAGGCAGACAAGGAGCGGCGAGCCCGGCUGCAGGCUGAAGCCCAGGAGCGCCUGGGCUACGACGUGGACCCAAGGAGUACCCGUUUCCAAGAGCUGCUGCAGGACCUGGAGAAGCAGCAGCGCAAACGCCUCAAGGAGGAAAAACAAAGACAGAAGAAGGAGGCAAGAACUGCUGCAAUGGCUGCCACUGCAGACCAGGACCCAGCAGCCUCCAUGGCACCCAGCUCCUGAGCUUUUCUUUCUCAAUAAAACCUGCUGCCCAGCAGCCUUACUCCUGGA